Acanthocheilonema viteae is the source of this 1197-nucleotide messenger RNA. The record is from the annotation of a GenBank genome assembly. Lineage: Eukaryota; Metazoa; Nematoda; Chromadorea; Rhabditida; Onchocercidae.
AUGCUGGGGACUUCGUGUCUCAGAGAUAAGCAGCUCUUACUGACCAACAGCAGUUUGGAUGAUUUCUUGCAACAUUAUGUGUUUCCCAUACAAUUCAUACUUGGUGUUGCCGGUAAUUCCAUCAAUCUGGUCGUGUUACUCAGCAAAGGGAUGCGUUCAAAGACAAAUUCAUUAUUGUCAGCAAUGGCAUUUGCGGAUUUGGCCCUAUUAUUUUGCAUGUUACCGCAUUCGUUGGCCUCUUUUGAAAUCGCAUAUCGCAGCUAUACAUUUCGCUAUUUUUAUUAUGUCAGCAAGCGGCAAUUAAAUGCGUUCGCAAAUUUCUUUUCCACAGCAGCAACUUGGUUAGUGCUUACGGUAUCUGUAGAACGAUUUAUUGGUAUUCGAUCACCGGUUCAUGCUCAUUUUAAAUGGAAAGAAAAAGGUGUCUUACUGAUUAUUGUGCCGAUAUUCAUUGGCGCAUUUGUGAUCACAUUUUAUCAUCAAAUUGCUUACAAAUACAGCAUACAUACUGUAUGCAAUGGCACUCAGUUAAAGGGUAACGUCAGGCCGAUAGAUUAUAACUGGACUGGAAAUAAGCUAUAUGGUAAUGUGCUGACAAAUUAUAUUCAUUAUGGGAAGUAUUUGCAAUUGAUAACAGUUAUCUUAGUACCCAUUGUUGCCGUUGCAUUCCUCAACGUAUCACUCAUCUGCCUGAUGCGUAAUCGUAUGGUAACACGACGAAAUCGCAAUACCAGUGAUUAUAGUAUGCUACGAAAUUGUAACGAUACUGGAAUAAUGCAACGACAGGAGAGGAAAGUAACUGUUACCGUAUUAGCAAUUGUAACCUGUUUUACUAUAACCCAUGCACCAUCACUGAUACCUUUCGUUUGGGAAACAUUUGGCAUAUCUAAGGAGAACCCAUUGCCUUUUUUAGCAACAGUUAGCAUUGCUAAUUCAUUGCUUAUCACCGGAAAAGUUCUUAAUUUUGUAUUAUUUUGCUCAAGUUCAGUGCAUUUUCGUCGCCGUCUUAUGCACAUAUUACUUCCCCACUUCAUGAGGCGGUCAGAAAGCAGAAAAUCGAAAAAAGCAUCAACAUCACAAUUCAAAAAUUCUACAUCUGUACCUCAGAUGCGAAAGGUGAACACAUCCUUCAGUCGACGCUCAAUUCAAUGGCAGGAUUCAAUGAGAAGUAAAUUUCUGGCUGAAGGAAACAAUUGA